Molecule: messenger RNA, 891 nt
Organism: Spodoptera littoralis (African cotton leafworm)
Lineage: Eukaryota; Metazoa; Arthropoda; Insecta; Lepidoptera; Noctuidae
Source: the annotation of a GenBank genome assembly
AUGCUGGACGGAAAACAAGACAAUGGAAAUGUUGAUAGUGUUGAUACUAAACAAAGAACCAACGGUGGUGGCGAUGAAGGCGACGCACUGGGCAGUCACAAUUCCUCGCAACCCAGCCGUAUUGCCAGGAUGCCUGUUGACAGAAAUGCCCCUUAUUAUAACAUGAACCAUAAACAUCGUGGGAUGGCCAUUAUUUUCAAUCACGAGCAUUUCGACAUUCACAGUCUAAAGUCGCGUACUGGCACAAAUGUAGACAGCGACAACCUUUCCAAAGUUCUUAAAGGUUUGGGAUUCAAAGUGACUGUGUUCACUAACUUAAAAUCAGAAGAAAUCAAUAAAUAUGUCCAGCAGACUGCAGACAUGGACCAUUCUGACGCUGACUGUUUACUCGUUGCUGUUUUAACCCAUGGGGAGCUAGGAAUGUUGUAUGCCAAAGAUACUCAUUACAAGCCAGAGAACCUGUGGUACUACUUUACUGCUGACAAGUGCCCCACUCUGGCUGGAAAACCUAAGCUGUUCUUUAUUCAAGCUUGCCAAGGUGAUAAAUUGGAUGGUGGUGUUACUCUGAGCCGCACUGAGACAGAUGGCUCACCUUCUGCUUCCUAUAGGAUUCCCGUACAUGCUGAUUUCUUGAUUGCAUUUUCUACUGUACCUGGAUACUUCUCUUGGAGGAACACUACUAGAGGUUCUUGGUUUAUGCAGGCCUUAUGUGAAGAGUUACGCUAUGCAGGAACGGAGAGGGACAUCCUGACAUUGCUAACAUUUGUGUGUCAGAAAGUAGCUCUAGACUUUGAGUCUAACGCUCCUGACUCAGCGAUGAUGCACCAACAGAAACAAGUUCCUUGCAUCACCAGCAUGCUUACACGCUUGCUUGUGUUUGGUAAAAAGUAA